GAUUAAGGAGUGUUGGCAGAGCUGGGGGGAACAUAGAGCUGGGAUAGGAGGAGGCAAAGAGGGACAAGUUUGAGGUUCAUUGGCCCCUCAGUCAGCUGCAAUGCCCUCUGAGUCAGGGAAGUAUCUCCAGCUUUGAUUGUCCCUCCGGGUUAAUGAUUAUCUCCACUAUUGAGCACAAAGGGCAUCCCAGGAGGGCGGGGAGAUAUAAAGCAAGAACAAGAGGUUUGUGGGGUCAGAUGAAGAGCAAACGCCUGAAUCUCUCACCUGCAACUCUGGCCCAUUGCAGACACACCAGGGGGGAACCCUGAAAACUGCUCCAUCUCUGUGGGAGCCCUGGAGAUUUCCAGCAGACUCAAGGAGCUCACCUUCCUUCCUUCCUGUCUGGUUCCAAGCCCAGCACCCGUCAGCCAUGAUCCAGCUCCGGGUCACCCCUGAGUCAUCGCUGGCCGACAUGCCGAUGAGGAUCCACGUCUCCGGCCUAGCGCCUACCCAGCUGGUGACCCUGCAGUCAUCGCUGACGGACGAGAAGGGGGUGAACUUCCAGGCCCGAGCCUUCUACCGAGCAGACGAGGCUGGGGAGGUGGACGUGGAGCAGGCAGCUGCCACGGGGGGCGACUAUGUGGGCAUCUGGCCCAUGGGCCUCUUCUGGUUCCUCAAGCCAGAUAAGCUCUUCCACAGGCUGAUAAAACGGGAUGUGAUGAGCAGCCCCUUUUGCUUCCAGCUCGACCUCUUUGACUCCUGCCAUCUCUUUCCCUCACCCGAGGUGGUGCCUCUGGCCACUUGCACUGUGGAGAGGUGGUAUGUGGGCCCCGGAGUGGAGCGUGUCCCCAUCAAGGAGGGCCGGGUCCGGGGAGCCCUAUUCCUGCCUCCUGGGCCGGGUCCCUUUCCGGGAGUGAUUGACAUGUUUGGCGGGGCCGGCGGACUCAUUGAGUUCCGAGCCAGCCUGCUCGCCAGCCGGGGCUAUGCCGUGCUGGCGCUUGCGUACUUUGGCUAUGACGACCUGCCGCGGGUGCUGGUGGAGGUGGACCUGGAGUAUUUUGAGGAAGCAGCCAACCUUCUCUUGAAACACCCCAAGGUGAGCGGCCCAGGCCUCGGAGUGAUCGGGGUGUCCAAAGGGGCCGAAGUCACUCUGGCCAUGGCUGCCUUCUUAGAGCAGGUGGUGGCCGCCGUCUGGAUCAAUGGCACAGGAUUCCUGAACGGCACGCCACUGCAUUACAAAGGGGUCCACAUCCCCCACAUCCCCUACUGCCCUGAGCAGCUGCUCAUCACAGAGAUGGGGGUCCUGGACAACUACCACGUCUUCAAGGACCCCCGGGACCCAGCCCACGCAGCUGCUGCCAUCCCUGUGGAGAAGGCUCGAGGGGAGGUGCUCUUCGUGGUGGGAGAAGCUGACCGCAAUUUUAAUAGCAAGCUGUAUGCUGAGAUGGCUAUAGAGAGGAUGAAGAGUCAUGGGAAGAAGAACUAUACCCUUCUUUCCUUCCCCGGGGCUGGGCACCUGAUCGAGCCACCAGGGUCCCCACUGUGCAGCAUCUCGCUGAUCCGGGGGACCCCCAAACCUGUGCACUGGGGGGGUGAGCCAGAGCUCCAUGCCAAAGCUCAGGAACAUUCCUGGCAGGAGAUCCUGAAAUUUCUCAACCGCUGUCUUGGACUCACCAGCAACCUGUAACAGCCAAGGGAGUUGGGGGCCACCGGGACCCCCUCCUGCCAGGCUGGGGGAGCUUCUCCCAUCCCCCCAGCCUGAUCAACAUAAUAAAUACUGAGAACAUAGAAAGAAUCUGUGGGAUGCUUCCAGGGGAGCACCGGGGGUGGGGGGAGGGCAGAGGGGGAGUGCUCACACAAGGAAGCUGCUUAAGGCACUGCCCUGGAUUUGGGAGACCUGGGCUCAAGUCUCAGUUCUGCUGCUGACACCGUGAGUGGGUCACCGAAUCUUUCUAGGCCUCUGUUCCCUGUCUGUAAAAUGAGGAUAAUGCUUCUGCCUUGUGUACGUACACAGCAAGCUCGUCAAUGGAACGAGUGGCUCUUAGUGUGUGUGUGAGCGGUGCCCAGCUCAUGGAGCCUGGCUCAGAGUCUGAAGGUGCUACUGGAAUGUAGCUGGUAAAGAG
Chelonoidis abingdonii (Abingdon island giant tortoise) is the source of this 2102-nucleotide messenger RNA. RefSeq names its product bile acid-CoA:amino acid N-acyltransferase (gene BAAT). Lineage: Eukaryota; Metazoa; Chordata; Testudines; Testudinidae. Gene Ontology annotation, cellular component: peroxisome. The record is from RefSeq and is a predicted model, not a curated record. Gene Ontology annotation, biological process: acyl-CoA metabolic process; fatty acid metabolic process. Gene Ontology annotation, molecular function: fatty acyl-CoA hydrolase activity.